AGCACACUACUACCCAUCUCUCUCCCCUUUUCCAAACAUAAAAACAGCCCCCCCCGCCUCUCUAUCUCUCCACCCCACAUCUCUUAAUCACAUACAAUGAGCUCAAGGAACCAAUACGCCGACCCCGACGCCGACGAGGCCAACCACACCUUUGACGAUGACAUCGAGGAGACCUAUGUCGAGGAGGACGAUGUUGCCGAUGUCGUUGGCGACGGCGACGACGACGACGGCGAGAUGAACCAAGAGGAGGGCAGCAGCCAGCAGCGCGGCGAGGUUCUCCUGGAGGACGACUCUAUCCAAGGCUUUUUCCUGCACAAGGAGCCAGUCUUCUCGAAGAACGAGAACCUGGCUGUGUCGGGCGGUGGCGACGACCGCGCGUACCUGUGGCGGCUCGACACCGGCGAUACCGUCGCUGAGCUGGACAAGCACGACGACUCGGUGAGCUCGGUCAAGUUCAGCAAUGACGGCACGCUGGUUGCCUCGGGCGGCAUGGACGGUAAGGUCAACGUCUACACAGUUGACAAUGCCAAGCGGUGCGGCCCUGACGAGAUCCAGUGGAUCAACUGGCACCCUAAGGGCAACGUCCUGCUGGCCGGCUCCAACGACGCCUCGCUGUGGAUGUGGUCUCUGCCGACAGGCGACUUUAUGAACGUCUUCAACGGCCACGCGGCGCCCAUCACCUGUGGCCAGUUCACCAACAGCGGCCGCAACAUUGUGUCGGGUUCCGAGGACGGCUCCCUUAUCAUCUGGGACCCCAAGACGGCGGCCAUCGUGACGCAGUUCACGUCCGACAACGAGCGCUUCCAUCAGGAGGCUAUCACGUCGCUGGCCAUCGCCAAGGACGACCAGACUAUCCUCACCGGCUCCACUGACAGCACUGCCAAGCUGGUACACAUCAAUGGCACCGCUGUCGGCCUGUGCUCGAUUCUGCCGCUGGCGGCCACCGGCUCCGUUGACGGCAGCCUGAGCAUCUGGGACAUCAACUCGAUGCGCCUGCGCACGACACUGAAGCACGAUGACUCGGUUAACCGGAUUAUGUGGCACGAGGAUUCGCCCCUGCUGACAUCAGUGUCGAUGGACUGCACUGUGCGCACCUGGGACACGCGUACCGGCGAGUGCGUGCGCACGUCCAGGGGCCACCAGGAGGGCAUCAUGGAGUUUGCCAUGACCAAGGACGGCAAGAUUGCCGUCACCGCCUCGGACGAUGGCUGCUGCCUGGUGUUUUCGCAGCAGAAAUAAAUCACCCCGCUUGAUUUGAUUUGAUUUCUUUGCUGCUGUUCGACGUGCACAGUGAAAGAGACAUACCACAACCACACCACACUCGCACUGGAAUGGACCGGAUAGGGGGUGUGGAAAAAUAAAAUAAAAUGUAUGCGCGUGUUGAGUGGGCAAUUGUAAUUUAUUGUACUCAGUCAACUAAUGUUGCGUAGAAGAGGCCUU
This is a messenger RNA of Kickxella alabastrina, 1440 nucleotides long. Its product is annotated as WD40-repeat-containing domain protein. Gene Ontology annotation, molecular function: protein binding. Lineage: Eukaryota; Fungi; Kickxellomycota; Kickxellomycetes; Kickxellales; Kickxellaceae. Bases 97 to 1239 code for a protein of 380 amino acids. The transcript has 5 exons. The record is from RefSeq and is a predicted model, not a curated record.